AUGAGCAAUAUGUUGCACGAAGAAAAAAGCCAACACGCGCUGCACAAACAUGUCGAACAACCCAUACACAUUUUAAACAGCACAGAAAUAUCAGACAAAGACAAAAAAUUAAACGCCUUAAGAAUAAUAUAUGAAAAGCUGUCAGAAUUUUUUACCAUUUGCAAGGAAGAAGAAAAGGAAAAUUUUUGUCUCUUUUUUCGCAACUAUCUGCUGUGCGAGCUGCACAAAUGGAUUAACGAAGAAUUCGAUGAGUGCAGGAAUUUUACGCUUGACAUUUACUUUCUUAUUGAAAAAAAUCUCGACGAUACUUUGCUAGACGGCGUGCUAUUUAAAAAUGUCAGCAGGGAUGAUAAUUUUCUUUAUAUCUGUACGAACAGAUUGAAGGAAGAUAAAAAUAAAAAAAUUAUAGAAGAUAAAGAAGAAGUCAGAUUAAAAAUUGUGCAAUUUAUUAGCAUUAUUGUCCACAGAUUUAGGAACAAAUGCGCGGACUCUGCUCCACAUGUGCUGGACAUUAACCCCUAUCUUGAAGAUAUUUUAACGGCAUUAUCAGUUUUAAUUAAAGACCCCUUUCCCCUCAUAAAAAAAAUCAGCUGCCAGUUGUUAUGUGAACUAUCGUUUGAAAACAAGCCAAAGGAGUUUAAUCACCUGUACAGGAGCCUGUUGAAAGGUUUGUUGACCGCCUUAGCCGUAAGACAGAAUGACAUUCGCGAGCUAGCUCUGAGAUGCCUGAAAAAGCUGCUAUGCCUUGGGAGCAACAGAGAUUUCCUUGAUGACCUCGCAGAAUGUUUAAAAAACUUGUGCAGGAAAAAAUCGAGCACCGUUCUGCUCCAAGUGGUGGAUUGCAUUGAAGUCUGGAAUUUACAGAUUAACGAUUUAAGCAAAUGCGAAAGGGCUAAACUAGUGUUUAUUGUCCUUUUGUGCGCAAAUACAAAUAUAUCGCCCUCCUUCAACGAGAGAUGUUACGCUGCCCUGAAAAGGAUAGCCUCUUCGUUAAAGGGAAUAGCGAAUGGGCCAAGUGAGAAGCAUGUAGGCAAGGAGGAACUUCUCAAAAAUGACACACAUUCUGAAACUGAAAAAACGAAUGUGCUUCGAAAUGAGGAAAAUGUUUAUGAGGGAAGAACCAUUUGGCAGAAGGAACACUACUAUGUACAUUCGGGGGAAGCACCAGGUGCAUAUUUUUUCUCCAGGAUGAACAACCUUUUUUACACACCCUCCCCGUUUAACGUUGUGUGCAGUGAUAUUCCUGUCCUCUUUGGGGAAAUAAAAAAGGAACUAUUCUACGAGAUUAUGAAUAAUGAACGAAAUUCGUGGAGCGAAGGGAAGGAUGAUUUCGCCAGCAUUCUAACCGCGUUUCUGUUGUGCACCUACUGCGACACAGUUCAUUUUGUUAGACCCAUCUUGUCCUUUGUGUACAGAUCGCUGGUCUUGUUUAAGUACAUCGACUGCCCGACAACGCCCUUGUUGGUGUGUGGUAUAUCUGCGGAGGAAGUCUCACCGAAGGACGGCACGCUGAAGAACGCCGCUUCGCAGUACGGCUACGAAUACGACUCCUUUUUGUACCUCACCAAAUUUGUCUGCCUAAUUAUCACGUGUGGGUAUUUAAUGCCCCUGAAUGUGACGCUCCCCGAAGUGGCCCAACUGCUGCUAGGCGACUGCAACGUUCGCAAAGUUGCGGAGAGUUUUUACAAAAUUAGCGACGUAUCCUCAAGUGGCGUGCAUGAUGGAGAUGGAAGUGGCAGAAACAAUUUCACCUCCUGCUUAACCAACACAAGUGGUGGAGGUUACACAGAAUAUAUUUUUUCAAACACUAAUUAUCACAAGUACCAACGGAAGGCGUACGAAAGGUGGAGUGCGCACAGGAAGAACGACAUUCUUUUGGAGGAGCAUUCUGGUGGGGGUGAUCAGCUAGACCAGCACUUGGAAAAGAGAGCCACGGAUGAUGACAGGGGGGAAGAACCCAAUAAAAGGGAACCGCAAGAUGUGGUGAAGGGAGACGCGGUGCACGAAUCGGCCAACGAUUCGAUAGACGAAUCGGUGCACUACCCCGUGGACAGCGCCCCCAUAAUAUGUGACAACAAAAAAAUCGUGCUCAUGAUGCUGUCCCAGUUGCUAGCCGGCUACUACCUUCAGAACGAACCAACAGAAAGCAAACUGGACGAAGAACAAAUAAAUUUCAUUUUAUUUCUAAUAAGCGAGUAUGCGAAAUACGAGCACGUAGAUGCGUUUCCCUACAUGUUGAUGACCCUAAAAUAUUUGCUAAGCAUUAUCAGGGAGGACUGCAAAAAGUACAGCAAAAUUUUUUUCCACUUUUUGGUCGUUCUACUGUCGGAUACUCAGUUUUGCCCACAAUCAGAAGUGCGAAAAUUAAUUGAAAAAAUUGAGCAUUAUCACCAUGGGGAUAAAACAAAAAGUGAUUUUUACAACGAGGAGUAUGUCCACUUUGUACAGAACGUUCCCACGAUGAUAAAUAUAAACGACCUUAACAAUUUCAAAUGUAACAUUGAAUUUUUAAAUGUACUUUUGUGUAACAUAAGUGAAGAAGUCAUGAUGGAACAGUCGAACCAUUUGAUGGAUUUCUUACUCAUAAUUAUGAAUCAAGAAUUAAGGCCAUUAAUAAAAUCAGAAUUUUUAUUGUUCUUAAAUUUGUUUUGUUCGAAGAAUAUUUUCCCCAAUUUUUUACAAAAAAAUUCGCAACAAAUAUUGAAAAAUAUUUUGUUACCCUUAUGCACAUGGAAGAGUGGUCUAAACGAGGCGCAGACACGAAAAGGAGCUCUACAUUGUAUAAGAACAUUAUUCGUAAAAAAGGACCUCCAUAAAUAUGUAAUUGAAAAUAAUGCCCUGAUUGAAAAUUUGGUAUGUGUCCUCAAAUCUUCGACUGAUGAUACGUGGAAUGCUGAAAAUAGAGAAAUAGCCAUCGCCAUAUAUGCACAAAUUGCAAGGCGCGUAAGCAAUAAUAAUAUUUUAUUGGACCUGUUAAAUAUUUUGCUAAAGCUAAUGGAAGACUCCAGUAACACAAUUCGUAAAUUGUCCGCAAAUGGAUUGUAUUCACUUUUUCUGAAUGAGUCUUUAAUUCUAUCUGAUGAAGUUUGUGAAGAGGUUUUCCCCACCUUGUUGCUCCACAUGGAUGACGACUCUCCAGACGUCAGCGAAAUGGUUUACCGUACCUUAUUACUUGCCAAAAAGUUUAACCAGACGAUUUUCCUUAAGGUACUCCUGGCAUAUAUGCAUACAGAGUUCGCACCUACUGAGGCGCGCCCCUAUUUUUGCAUCAUAAAUAAUAUUUGUUUGCUCCCUGAAUUGGAAGGGUUUCUAAACAUAGCGGGGACGAAUAAAAUGACAACACUCUGA
Plasmodium coatneyi is the source of this 3348-nucleotide messenger RNA. RefSeq lists its product as uncharacterized. The transcript is spliced from 3 exons. The coding region runs from base 1 to 3348 and encodes 1115 amino acids. Lineage: Eukaryota; Apicomplexa; Aconoidasida; Haemosporida; Plasmodiidae. The record is from RefSeq and is a predicted model, not a curated record.